Messenger RNA from Anopheles funestus (African malaria mosquito), 1882 nucleotides. RefSeq names its product lariat debranching enzyme (gene ldbr). Gene Ontology annotation, molecular function: RNA lariat debranching enzyme activity. The record is from RefSeq and is a predicted model, not a curated record. Bases 76 to 1764 code for a protein of 562 amino acids. NCBI's taxonomy places the organism in Eukaryota, Metazoa, Arthropoda, Insecta, Diptera, Culicidae. The transcript has 2 exons. Gene Ontology annotation, biological process: mRNA splicing, via spliceosome. Gene Ontology annotation, cellular component: nucleus.
CUGCUGCCAGUCAACAAACAAGCCGGAAGGCGGUAGCAUUUAGAGUUAUUUUGGAGCAGGAAAACGUGAUUUGCAAUGAAAAUAGCGAUUGAAGGCUGUGCUCAUGGUGAGCUGGAAAAGAUAUACGAGCUAAUCGGAUCCAUACAGGAGGAACAAAACAUUACGGUGGAUCUGCUAAUAUGCUGUGGAGAUUUUCAAUCCACGCGCAACCUACAGGAUCUGCAAUGUAUGGCCGUCCCGCAGAAACAUUUGGAUAUGUGCAGUUUCUACAAGUACUACAGUGGCGAAAAGAAGGCUCCCAUCCUAACGCUCUUCAUUGGAGGAAAUCAUGAAGCAUCCAACUAUCUGCAGGAGCUACCCUACGGUGGUUGGGUAGCGCCCAACAUUUUUUACCUUGGCUAUGCCGGUGUGGUCGAUUGCAACGGUAUACGAAUCGGUGGCAUUUCAGGCAUCUUCAAGGGUCACGAUUAUCUGAAGGGUCGUUUCGAGUUUCCACCCUACGAUGAGGCGUGCAAGCGAAGUGUUUAUCAUCAGCGCCAGAUCGAUGUGUUUCGCUUGAAACAGUUAACACCGACUGUCGAUGUGAUGCUAUCGCAUGAUUGGCCACGCGGCAUCACAAGGUACGGCAACGAAACGCAGCUGCUACGCUUUAAGCCAGCAUUCCGAGAGGACAUCGAGGGUAACAGGCUGGGCAGUGCACCGUGCGAAGGUUUGGUACGGAUGCUGCAACCACCGUACUGGUUUGCAGCUCAUUUGCACUGUAAAUUUGCGGCCCUGGUUGAACAUUCCGAGGAAAAAGCGACAAAAUUCUUAGCCCUGGAUAAAUGUCUACCGAAAAGGCGGUUUCUGCAGAUUCUGGACAUUCCUACCGAUCUGGACGACAAGAAACGGGAGGAAGGCAAUGUAUCUACUGUACGAUUGAAGUACGAUCUGGAAUGGUUGACAAUACUGAACCUGACGAAUCAUCUGAUAAGCAUCCGAACCUCAAACGGUUACAUGCCCGGUGAAGGAUCCGACGAGCGGUUUAACUUUACGCCAUCCGAGGAGGAAAAGGCAAAAGUGUUGGAACGAUUCGAUAAUGAUCUCACCAUUCCGGAUAAUUUUGUACGAAUAGCCGAACCGUAUCAGCCGGACGAAGAAGGUACGAUGGACAUGCGUUCCGUUCAGCAACCACAAGCAUUUUUGAACCCCCAGACGACGACGUUUUGUGAUAAGCUCAACAUUGACGAUCCGUUACGGCUUGCUAUGCUAAUGACGGGACACAAGCUUAAUACUUCCAGUUACGUCGAUCAACAGCCUGACACGGAUGCGAAGGAGCAAAACGUGACAACUAAGGGAUCUUUUAGAUUCUCCAAUGCAGACGAACUAGACGUCGGUGAAGAUGAGGAUGAGGAUUGCGAUCGAAAGGAAGACGCAGAAGAUCUGCAAAAUUCGCCCAAAGAACCUCAAACUCCGGUACAGACAAAACUAUCGCUUUCCUCGCUAUUGCCGCAACCGAAAUGGCGACAACACGAUUCACAUGAUUCUGACCUAUCGACAACGUUUAACGAUUCCACACCGAACUGCAGUAUUGUAAGCAAUCCAACUCCACAGAAAAUGGGCGACCACAGCACAUCCGCCUUAUCGGAAUCUGGUCUUGCAGUAGAUGGUCUUAAUUUAUCUAGCCCCCAGCAACAGAUGGAACCGGAAGCACUGGACAAUCCACCCAUCAAGAAGUUUAAACGGAGAAAUGAAACGAUCUACACAAAGGAUGAGAGUGACUAAGGCGUGAAAAAGAAUAUUAUUUUAGCAGCAGUUUAAAAUGCAUAACGGAAAAUUAUUUUGUUUGCAAUUUUGGAGAGAGUGGAAAAUCGAAAAUAAAACAAUUUUAUAUGAAGAGAAA